AUGUUUACCUUUGUCCUUAGGAUCUACAAUCUUGUUGUUUCAGAGGCUUUAUCAGAAAAUUGCAAUGGCCACUCGUUUUUUUAUCUUCACAAUCAGAUGUACUAUAUUGGCGGGAACUCGGAGAGCGUGGAACAAGAUGUGAUACACUCGUACACUAUGGCCUACGGCGGAGGCGGGUUUGCUAUUAGUUAUCCAUUGGCUGCUGAGCUUGUUAAGAUCUUAGAUGGGUGCAUCGAUCGGUAUGAUAAAUUCUACGGCUCAGAUCAAAAAAUUCAGGGUUGUUUGAGUGAGAUCGGAGUGCCCGUAACAAAAGAACUCGGGUUCCACCAGCUCGAUAUACGUGGAAGCCCGUAUGGUUUGCUAGCGGCGCACCCGCUGGCCCCACUAGUGUCACUCCACCAUUUUGACUAUUUCGAGUCAAUAUUUCCAAACCUAACUCAGAUUGACUCGGUGGAAAAGUUGGUCAGCGGGUAUGAAGUGGAUCCAAGUCGGAUCCUGCAGCAAAGUUUUUGUUAUGACUUGAAUCGUAAUUGGUCUGUUUCGGUGUCUUGGGGUUACACUGUGCAGUUUUAUCCGUUUCUGGUGACUGCUAAGAAGUUAGAAACGGCAGUAGGGACGUUUCAGACAUGGAGGAGUUGGGACACUGGUCCGUUCACAUUUAAUACUCAACCCAUCAGUUCAGACAUGUGUGAGAGACCCGUUGUUUUUAUGUUGGAUCGGGUUGAGAGUGUUGGUGGGGGUAAGACCUUGACCGGUUACAAGAGGUACAAUAUGGGAAAAGAGGAAACAGAUUGUCCUAGAUGUAACUACACUGCCGUGGCAGUUCAAUUUUUCAACGUCUCAGCUCCCAUAUUCAACCCUGACUUGUGGAAUAAGGCACCACGUAGACAAUGCUGCGAGAUCAUCAAUGGUACAGAUGGAGCUGACAACGUUGUUCAUGUCCAAAUUAGAGGCUGCAAGCGCUUUGAGAGUGUCACUCCUCAGUAGGAAAAUAGAGCAUCUAAGAACAAUCGAUCUUGAAAGUGGCAAGCU
Molecule: messenger RNA, 1032 nt
Organism: Prunus persica (peach)
Lineage: Eukaryota; Viridiplantae; Streptophyta; Magnoliopsida; Rosales; Rosaceae
Exons: 3
Coding region: 1-987 (328 amino acids)
Molecular function (GO): acetylglucosaminyltransferase activity
Source: RefSeq, a predicted model, not a curated record